Messenger RNA from Daucus carota subsp. sativus, 3636 nucleotides. RefSeq lists its product as uncharacterized. Gene Ontology annotation, molecular function: zinc ion binding. The transcript has 6 exons. The coding region runs from base 170 to 2995 and encodes 941 amino acids. The record is from RefSeq and is a predicted model, not a curated record. NCBI's taxonomy places the organism in Eukaryota, Viridiplantae, Streptophyta, Magnoliopsida, Apiales, Apiaceae.
UUGUAAGCUUAAUAUACACACGAACAUACUCAAAGUUGUAUGUAUAAUCAUCAGUCCAAAACCCUGGCUAUACCUCUUUCAGCACCCAGGCCAUCUUAUUUCUAUCUCAUAUACAUAUCAUUUGUGCUUCUAUAUAUCUAUAUAUCUCUUCCUCUUCUUCUUCUUCAAGAUGGCCAGAUGGGAUGAAAUCAUGUCCCUUCCCGUGCAGAACCCUCCUAUCUUGGAGUUUUCCUCUUCUGAUCUUGUGUGGUCGAAGGUGGAGGGUUGGCGUGACAACAUAGAUAGAGUAGCUCGAAUUCCCUUUGCCAGAGUAGACAAUUUUCUGACCGGUGAAGCCUCUAGAAAAGAUUGCCCGACAAAAUUUCACCGCGAGGCAAGGAGGGUGCGCCCACCUGAGACGGCCUACAAGCCCAAAGUUGACGGAGUUCUUGAAUACAUUCUCUAUUGGUGCUCUUUUGGACCUGAUGACCAUCGAAAAGGUGGCAUUGUUAGACCUAGUAGAAAAUCGUAUGUCACCAAAAAGAAAUCUGCUGGGCGUCCGAACACUAAGAGAGGCUGUACAUGUCAUUUCAUUGUGAAGCGUUUAAUGGCUGAACCAUCAGUAGCACUCAUUAUAUAUAACCAAGACAAGCACAUUGAUAAGAAAGGUUCACCAUGCCAUGGCCCACAGGACAAAAAAGCUGCUGGAACUCGUGCAAUGUAUGCUCCUUGCAUCUCGGAAGACCUUCGGCUUCGUGUCUUGUCCCUUCUACAUGUUGGGGUCUCAGUAGAAACAAUAAUGCAGCGACACAAUGAAUGUGUGGAGAAACAAGGAGGUCCAAGUAAUCGUGAUGAUCUUUUAAAUCACAGGUUUGUUCGCAGGCAAGAGAGGAGUAUAAGACGUUCAACAUACGAACUUGAUGUGGAUGACGCAGUGAGCAUGAGCUUGUGGGUCGAAAGCCAUCAGAACCAAGUUUUCUUUUAUGAAGAUUUCUCUGUUUCUAGUCCAUUCACUUUAGGUAUUCAGACAGAGUGGCAGUUGCAACAAAUGAUUCGAUUUGGUAAUUGCCGGCUUCUUGCUUCUGAUUCUAGGUUUGGAACACACAAGUUAAAGUACCCAGUCCAUAGUCUGGUUGUAUUCAACUCAGACAACAAGGCAAUACCAGUUGCCUGGAUAAUAGCACCAAAAUUUGCAAGCACAGAUGCACACAGAUGGAUGAGGGCUCUUUACAACAGGGUUUGCACGAAAGACCCUACAUGGAGACUUGCUGGUUUCAUUGUGGAUGAUCCUUUGAUUGACGUCUCUGCGAUCAGGGAAGUGUUCCAGUGCUCUGUUUUGAUUUGCUUAUGGAGGGUACGUCAUGCAUGGCAUAAAAACUUGAUGAAGAAAUGUCCAGAAAUCGAGAUGCGUGCUGAAAUAUCAAGACUGCUGAGUCAGUCGGUGCAAAAAAUCUGCAGAGGAUCCGGAACUGUGGGGUUGUUUGAAGAUGUCAUGGAAGAUUUUGUUGAUGCCUCAGAAUUUGUAGAUUACUUCAAGGCAGUUUGGUACCCCAGGAUAGGGCUGUGGACAACUUUGCUUAAAACUCUUCCACUUGCAAGCCACGAAAGCUGUGCAGCAAUGGAGUUCUACCACAACCAACUGAAGCUAAGAUUAUAUAAUGAGAAAGAGCCUAAUGUGUAUUCCCGAGCUGACUGGUUGAUCGAUAAGCUAAAUACUAAAGUGCAUUCCUACUUCUGGCUUGACGAGUAUUCAGAGAAGGAUGACUUUGCACGUUACAGGAAGGAUGAGUGGUUGAGUGGUCUCACAGCUUGGCGCAAAUCCUUAAAUAUUCCGGACUCGUGUGUUCUUUUAGAUGGUAAAAUUGCAAAGGUUUUUGAUCAAGAAGAUCGAGAUAAGUUUCAUACUGUAUGGAACCCGGGCUCUGAGUUUGGAAUCUGUGAUUGCCAAUUGGCAGAUUUGGGCAACCUGUGUGAACAUGUACUGAAAGUUAUCAGAGUACUUUAUGAUAGAGGGCAUACUAUGUCAUCAGCUAGCAUGUCGAAGUACAGUGAGGCAUUGCUUAACCUGCUACGCUGCCCUCAUGAUUCAUUGAUCCGUGAUCAUGCUGUUUCUUUAGCAGUCUGGGUGCAGAAGCAGUUGGCUGCACAAAUAGAUCCAGAAAACAACCAGAUUAUGCUGGAUCUGCAAGCAGCUGCUGGUGAUGUGGCACAUAAUACAUUUGAGAUUAAUCAUGCACAUGAGAACAUAGUAUCUAAUAUGGAAACUGACCUUAUUGGAUCUGAUGUGUCAAACAGUAUUAUCAAUGAUUCAGGUGGAGACUUGAAUGGUCAAGUAGCUGAUGGAAGUGUUGCUAUUGAUCCUUUUGCUGCCGAUCCUGACAGAUAUAGAAUAAUUGGAAAGAAGCUUGCCAAUGAGAACAUAUUACCUAACAAUGAAAAUGGAUUGUCAGAUUGUAUUGCUGAUGAGUUUAGUGAAGAUCUGAUGAGAAUGGCAGAUGACAUUGACAUUUGUGAUCCAGAAUCCGGCAGAGUAAUAUCUCAUGCAGAGAUGGAAGUUGAUCCGACAUCCAACUGUUCUUCUGCAUCUGGAUUAAUUACCAGUAAUGGGAUUGCAUCUGAGGAUAUCUUUAUAAAUGAAGGAAAUAGAGCUGUGGGUGACAAAGGACCUGACGUAACAAAAAAUUUUCCUUCAGCAGAUGUUAUAUUGGAAAACCUAAUGGCUUAUGAAAAGGAUUUAUUGGAUAAAUAUCAAGAAGGUGUCAUGAAUGUGGUUUCACAAUGUAACAUAAUCUCCCCCACAGAACUCGAAUCACCAGCUCGAGGCGCAGCUGGUCAUCAGACUGGUUUUUGCAAUGAUCAGGCUGAGCCAUCAGUCAUUCAUCAAAUAGGAAAUGAGAAGCCUGAAGCAAAUUUGACAGAAAAAUCUCAUGGAAGUAUUAUGGAUGUGGAUUCACGAUUCAACACCAAUUCUGGCGCAGCACUCAACUCCUCGUAUCAACACAAGGUACUGCAUUAGAAUGGUUUGUGCCCAUCCCUCAGUACAUGAAAAAGGAAAUGAAGUGACAGAAGUGCCAUCCAGUUGACUUGCAUCUUGUUGAUGGUAUCAAAGCUUCAGAUCCAAUGAGAGGCUUUCAAGUGAGAACUAUUCAGCGUUUUAUAGCAAGGCUAGAUUCUCAAAUGGGGAGGGAAUGCAAGUUCUAUAUGAUCCUAACCCUCCCUCUCCCCCUACCGUCUUUUAACAAUUUGGUGCAGUCUUUUGCAAAUGAAUUUGAAGAAUGGUGAACUGUGAGCUCUGGUCAGAGCCUCAGAGGUUAUGGUGUUUAGCAGUCUCAGCAGACAAAAGCCCGUCGCUGAGCUGAAAUUCAUGGAAACUGGUACCUCCGGAAAUACUAUGUUCACUUGUCUUUAUCAUUAAAUUGAAUUCGAAAGGGUCACACAGACAUAUUCAAAACUUAAGAUGUCAGAAUCACACAAGUUGACGUGAGGGGGUUGGCAGAAAUGUUACCAGUUCUGUUUUGUCUCGUUUCUUGGAAAAUUGAUAUAUAUGUUUGAUGAAUGUGUACAUCCGAUUCAUGUUUUAAAUAUAGCCAUGAACAUACCACAUACCAAGUGAUUUCAUUGUGUCCUAAAUAUAUAUGUAGUGUACCCUUUGGCUGA